GCCGGGGUCGCCGCUGGCCUGGCAGGGUGGGUGUGGAGCGCCCCUGGGGCGCCCAGCGCGGCGCGAGCCGAGGGAGCGUCCGGUCCAGAGCUUCUGUCACCUCUCCUCGGUGCUCAGCCCCAGUCACCCUCGGCUUUCUGGGGUUGGCUGUGUCGCUGGGAGCUGAAAAUUGAGUCGGGAGCUGAGGGGGCAGCUUGAAUUGCAGUUUUAAAACUGUUCCCGUGGCGCCGUCGGCAGCGCCAGGUACAGCUGCCCUGGUCCGCGGUCUGCGCGAGUCUGUCUGUUUUGUGGUGGAAGAGGAGGAAGGUAACCCAAGGAAAAAUGAGAAGUCGGAGAAGCCAGGGCUCUCGGCUUUCGGGGAAAAGGGUCUAUUUACUUAUUGGGUGGGGACAGUUUGGCAGGAGAGGGAAACUUGGGAGAGGUGAGUGUGGGAUCCAUGGAGAGAGUGCGUGUGUGCUUGUUAGAUGCAGCACAACCCCACUCUGCUGGCGGACAAUGGGGGUGGGGAGCGUCAGGGACCAGACCCAGGUAGGUAAUGGGGACCUUAACCUGGAGUCAACCUCAUCCAGUGCUAGACAAUCGCUUUUGCAAUGUGAAACACACCAGUUUUCUUCUUGGGGUGGGGGGCGCCUCUGCGGUACCUGCGGGAGGUGUACACGCGUUUGUCCUGUUAAGGGAAGCAGGAAUGUCCUGAAACUAACAGUCCCGGCACCAGAAAGGUGAAGCGAAAGGUGAGCGCUGGGACCUGUGGGUUUAGAGGUGCGAAAGCUUGGCUUGAAAUUAACAGACGCGUGCAAUCCGCGCGCGCGCGCACACACGCACGCGCACACACACACACACACACACACACACUCUCACCCUGCCCUGGGCCGAAUGACAGCGAAGCGGGGACGGGGAGGGGGUUCGAGGUUACUCUGCCCUGUGGUCUUUCCACGUCCCGGAUUUGGCCCUUCUCUUUUUGGGGUUGUUCGUGUAAUGAAGUGGGGGUCCCUUCAACCAAUGGAAGUAUCGCCCCCAUCCCUCGCAAAGAAAUCCCCAGAGCCUCUCCCUAGACACCACACUUAAAGGAUCAACUGCGGCGGUGCUCUAGGCUUUGGGCCGCGACUUAGGAAAUAAAAUAACUUGGGCAACGGCUCCCGCCUUUUAGAGCUAGUCUGCUGAAUCCACGGGCUGUCACCACCCACCCCAACUUCGUUUCCAGACCUCUCUCUGCCCCCCCAGCCCCCCCCCCCGUGACCUUUUCUCCGAAUCCCACAAGAGCCGCUGGGGGUCAGCGUCCAACCUGCACAGAAGUUGGGGAGGGGGAACCUACCCCUUCCCAUCCCUCCAACCCGGGGAAAUAGGGGGUGCGUGUACAGGAGCGCCUAAGGGGUUAAUGAGAGCCCUCUGAAUCCCAGCGUUAUUUUUUCGGAGUCAUUUAUCAGAUUUUACGGGGGACCUCCAAGGGCUCUCCGUUUCCACCGAGCGCCAUCUAAACAGAGCCCAGGGCUAAAAAUACAACAUUUUUGUAUAAAUUGGACUCGCGGCCCGAGCGGCCGCCCCUAUGAAAGUCCUCUUUGUGAAGACCGUGGAAACGGCGGACAAAUAACUCUUUAUUAAUGCCACAAAAAACGCACUUUAAUUAUAGUUAGGCAGAUCAGAGGCGGGGGGUGGGGGCGAGGCGGCGGCGACCUCGGAAAAUUCACAACCCAACUUUUGUGUUGAAAGAAAAGAAAAACAGAGGAAAAGAAGGAGAGGAGAGACGGAGGGUGAGACGGAGCGAGUGAGACGGUUAUAGCAGACGGAGGGAGGGAACCCUUCGCCUCACCACCCCCUCUGUCGCACUCCCACCUCCGCCUAGAUUUUUCUUAAAGGGGAAGACGCCGUCUAGAAAGGCUGCAAGGCGGGGGGGAACUCUCCCCGUCCUCCAGCCUGGGAGAGGGGACAGCGUUCUCGCGGCCCAGCCCCCCUCCUAGCUGCUCAGGCGCUCCCGGCUCUUCCCCGUCGCGCGCAGGGGCCGGAGGCGCAUGUGGAAAAGUGAUUAGGACUCCGGGUUCUGCAGAGUCACUUUUCGGCUGUACUCGGGUGUGUGCAUAUUUAGCUGGAGAAUAGUUUUCCUUGGAAGAAAGGAAAGUGAGGAGGGGGACUAACCCGGGAUGGGGGGCUGAGUUGCCUCCUCAGGAGUGCAGGAGCGGGUAGAUCUGGAGCCCGAGUCGGUACGCCGGUGGGCGGGCAGGAGGGGCGGCUGGACAGGUGGCGCUCCUCCCCUUUUCCCCCAAUGCUGCCGGGGCAGAAGAAGGGUUAACGUGGGGUGGGGUAGCGAGUACCGACGUCAAAGGUGAGCGGGACGCCUCUGCCCCCGCCCCUCUGAGGUCCCCACAGUUUCCGGUACCCGCGCAAGGCUGGCUCCGCCAGCGGUUCCCAGAGCCUGGCCGGGCCCCGGCCCCGCAGUCCUCGGCUUGCGCCGCCACCGCCGAGGAUCCUGUUACCUGCGCGGGUGGCCCCGCCCGGCCCCACCCCGCCCCGCGCUCGGGUUCCAGACUCCAGGGCGGCAUCCAAAGGUUCUGGCUUCCAGUCGUCGCGGAGGGAGAAGUAUGGCAACGUGUUCAAGACGCACUUGUUGGGGCGGCCGCUGAUACGCGUGACCGGCGCGGAGAACGUGCGCAAGAUCCUCAUGGGCGAGCACCACCUCGUAAGCACCGAGUGGCCUCGCAGCACGCGCAUGUUGCUGGGCCCCAACACGGUGUCCAAUUCCAUUGGCGACAUCCACCGCAACAAGCGCAAGGUCUUUUCCAAGAUCUUCAGCCACGAGGCCCUGGAAAGCUACCUGCCCAAGAUCCAGCUGGUGAUCCAGGACACACUGCGCGCCUGGAGCAGCCACCCUGAGGCCAUCAAUGUGUACCAGGAGGCACAGAAGCUGACCUUCCGCAUGGCCAUCCGGGUGUUGCUGGGCUUCAGCAUCCCUGAGGAGGACCUUGGGCACCUCUUUGAGGUCUAUCAGCAGUUUGUGGAGAACGUCUUCUCCCUGCCUGUCGACCUGCCCUUCAGCGGCUACCGGCGGGGCAUUCAGGCCCGGCAGAUCCUGCAGAAGGGGCUGGAGAAGGCGAUCCGGGAAAAGCUGCAGUGCACACAGGGCAAGGACUACUCGGACGCCCUGGACCUCCUCAUCGAGAGCAGCAAGGAGCACGGAAAGGAGAUGACCAUGCAGGAGCUGAAGGACGGGACCCUAGAGCUGAUCUUUGCGGCCUAUGCAACCACGGCCAGCGCCAGCACCUCACUCAUCAUGCAGCUGCUGAAGCACCCCGCUGUGCUGGAGAAGCUGCGGGAAGAGCUGCGGGCUCAUGGCAUCCUGCAUAGCGGCGGCUGCCCCUGCGAGGGCACCCUGCGCCUGGACACGCUCAGUGGGCUGCGCUACCUGGACUGCGUCAUCAAGGAGGUCAUGCGCCUGUUCACGCCCAUUUCCGGCGGCUACCGUACCGUGCUGCAGACCUUCGAGCUCGAUGGUUUCCAGAUCCCCAAAGGGUGGAGUGUCAUGUACAGCAUCCGGGACACCCACGACACAGCGCCCGUGUUCAAAGACGUGAACGUGUUCGACCCCGACCGCUUCAGCCAGGCGCGGAGCGAGGACAAGGACGGCCGCUUCCAUUACCUCCCGUUCGGCGGCGGCGUCCGGACCUGCCUGGGCAAGCACCUGGCCAAGCUGUUCCUGAAGGUGCUGGCGGUGGAGCUGGCCAGCACCAGCCGCUUUGAGCUGGCCACGAGGACCUUCCCCCGCAUCACCCUGGUCCCUGUCCUGCACCCCGUGGAUGGCCUCAGCGUCAAGUUCUUUGGCCUGGACUCCAACCAGAACAAGAUCCUGCCGGAGACAGAGGCCAUGCUGAGCGCCACCGUCUAACCUAAGCCCACCCGCCUCAGCCCAGCCCAGGCAGUGGGGAGGCGGUGAUGGGAGGUAGAAACCUGUGUGUGGGAGGGGCCGGAAUGGGGAGGGCGAGUGGCCCCCAUACUUGCCCUUCCCUGUUCCCCCUCCCUGGCAAACCCUACCGAAAGCCAGUGGGCCCCAUCCUUCCUAGGGCCUGGCUCCCCUUCUGGGUCCUGCUUCCCUCCAGCCGCUCCGAAUUUCCCACCAGCUCAGCCCCUGGGAAGGGCGUGGUGGGGGCUCUGCAUGCCCGUGACAGUGUUAGGUGUCAGCUCGUGCUACAGUGUUCUUGUGAUCUUCUGAACUGCUCCUUCCCUCCAUUCCCUUUGGACCCUUUUAGCUGCAGCUGGGGGACGGGAAGAGCAGUGCCCCCUUUGGCACACACUUCAGCGUCUCCUCCCCCUGUGCCCCCACCGCGUCUGCCCAGGAACAGCAUCCUGGGUAGCAGGAGUCAGCCUCGGGGCGGGGGCUGCCACUAACCUGGAGACUGUCUUUCUUCAUGCCCCCGCUCCUGCCCUCCCCUGCCGGUUUGGACAUUUGAAAUUAUUGCUGCUACUUGUUCUGUCCUCUGACCUUGGGGCAAAGGAUCCCCAGGUCCUGUCUCCCCAGCAUCCUCCCUGGUGGCCCUGGGUAGGUGCACUGACACCCCUACCUUCCCACCCCCUGCUGAACCAGGCCCUGCUACACACUCGGGCCUGUGGCCCUCGGCUCAUGUGCUGCCCACCCCCAUAUUUAUUCACUGUUAGAGAAUCUUGGGGAUACUGGGGUCUGGAACAAACAUCUCCUCUCCUGCAUGCCCUAGCCUGUUUUCCAGCUGUCCUGGCCAGACUUCUGUGAGUGAAGAGGAAGGGGUCUCUGGUCAAACCCAGCCCCCAGGCCUAGGGUUGAACAGCCUUCCCCGGCUCUGGGCAUUAUUAUUUGGGUUUAAUCUCGGAACCUCACUCCUGGGCUGAAGUCUGGAGCCUCUGCCUUGUCCCUGGUGGAGAAGGGACAUGGCCCAUUGCUUCUUCCCUGUCCUGUCAAAAACCCUGAUCAGGUAGAUUUGGAGGUGGCCAAGAUUUCCUGCUUGGUCCCUGUUCACCCCAGUGCCCCUGACUCCAGUGCGUGAGUACGGGGAAAGAUACGGGUUCUUCUGACGGGGCGCCAGGGCCUCCGUCUUCCUUUCCUUAACCCUCCCCCUUUGCCCUCAACCCUGAAAAAGGUGUCCUGGAAGUCCCUUCCACCUCUAUGCCACUGUCUGCUUAGCCCAGCUCAGGGGCGGGGAAGAGGUGAAAGCGUGGGGGAGGUGUGCACAGCGGCAGUCCUGCCUGGGAGCUGACUCCGGACGGGCAGUGUGGUCUCUGGGCAGCUGCGAGGAGGCUGCCACCAGAGCUGAAGAGGCGGCUACGUGCGGUUUGUCAGAGGGAUUGGGUUGGAAACUGGCCAGUUGGGAUGACUGGGUGAAAGAGGAGUAGCUCCUGCCACUGGCGUUUUGAGUGUUGGCGAUUUGGGAUGCCUCCUGGGGAUGGUUUGGGGCCUUCGGUGAGUCUCUAAGCAGUUGUGUCUGCUUUCAGAUUUUUCCUUGCUUUCUGUGUUUCUCUAUUGGUUUUUGAUGCUGUCGAAAACACAGAAGAAUGAAGGACAUCUCAGUCCCCAAUCGCUGCUGUGAUCACCUCCGCCGCUCCCUGAGACCAGAUCCCGUGGGCAGCCCUACAGACCAACCCUGACCCCACUCAUGGCCCCCCUGACCGUAGACUUCAGGAACAGCCUGUAUCACGAAGAUUCUCUACAACCCCUGACUCAGAUGUUUCAUUUAUUUCCUGCUUUUCCACUACUAAAAAAAAGUGUGGAACAGACAUUAUUGGCAAAACUAGUUUGACGUUUUUAAAAACAUUGGUAAAAAUCCCUUAAUCACCCCCAAUUCUGAAAAACGGGCCAGAAUGGGUAAAUACUUGUCAAAGCUUGCAAUAGAGCUACAUAGUGCACCUGAACUUAUACCCCUCACACACACACACACACACACAAAACCAGUAUCUGGAAGGUUCAUUUGCCUUUAGGCUGAUCCAGCUGGCCCUGAACCACUUGCUUUUGCCUAUCUAGGAGAGCAGUAAGCAGAACUUCAGACAAGAAGCCCGCUGGGUCUGGUCCAGGGGAGGAGCAGGAGGCAUGGGGCUGGGAGGCCUCAGGGACCUUCCCUUGGGGUGGCCAGCCUGGUAGGGGGCAGAGAAGGAAAAACCGAGGGGGGUCCCUGUGAGGGAGGAGAGAAGGAUCGUUUGGCCCGCUGGGUCUCAAAGGCAAUGAGAAGAGAGCCGAAGAAAGCUCUGGCUGGCUGACAGGCUCCCUGUGUUGUAAUUCGCCCCUCCUUUCAGCUCUUUAGUGAGAUACUGUGUCUGUGUGUGUGUGCAUGUGUGUUUCAUAGAUCUAGCGUUAGAUGGGUGAUAUUUCUCACUUAUCAUCCCUAACUAUUGUAACUUGACCUAAAAAAGACGAAACCCACAAAACUCUUCCUGCCACGGGCUUGCAGAUUGAAGCACUUUCAAUGUUGGGCGCUGGCGUUUGUGUUCCGGGCACCACCAUGACCCUGCCCAGAUGGCUAUAGCAUUUUAUACACAAACUUUUUUUUUUUCAUAAAUGUUAUAAUUUUGUGUCUGUCUUUAUAAACUAUUAUAAGUACUAUUUUUGUUAUAAUUCAAAAUAGAUAUUUAGUAUAAAGUUUUUGCUGUUAAAUAUUUGUUAUUUAGUAAAAUAUGAAUUUUGCUCUAUUGUAAACAUGGUUCAAAAUAUUAAUAUGUUUUUAUCACAGUUGUUUUAAUAUUGAAAAAGCACUUGUGUGUUUUGUUUUGAUAUGAAACUGGUACCGUGUGAGUGUUUUUGCUGUCGUGGUUUUAAUCUGUAUAUAAUAUUCCAUGUUGCAUAUUAAAAAAAUGAAUGUUGUGCAUUUUGUGAUUUUGGAAAUACUCAGUGUGGCUCUUUCAUAGGCUUCCAUAAUAAACCAUGGGGACUCACCCUUGUCUCCGUUGCCUCUC
Sapajus apella (tufted capuchin) is the source of this 6900-nucleotide messenger RNA. RefSeq names its product cytochrome P450 26B1. The transcript is spliced from 6 exons. The record is from RefSeq and is a predicted model, not a curated record. Gene Ontology annotation, molecular function: oxidoreductase activity, acting on paired donors, with incorporation or reduction of molecular oxygen; heme binding; monooxygenase activity. NCBI's taxonomy places the organism in Eukaryota, Metazoa, Chordata, Mammalia, Primates, Cebidae. Gene Ontology annotation, biological process: sterol metabolic process. Bases 2654 to 3874 code for a protein of 406 amino acids.